AUGAACUCCGAGAAGCCAUGGAUUGUGCUGGUUCCAAGUGCGGGCAUGUCUCAUAUCUUGCUGUUCAUCCGCUUUGCUUCGACCAUCAUGGAACACGGCCUCAACGUCGUCUUUGUUGCCACCAAAUCCACAGUCUCAUCUGCAGAAUCACACCAUAUUUCCCAAUUCCUUUCAUCUUCUCCAAGCAUACAACCUCUGUGGUACGACCCUCUUCCCCUGAAUCCCGACUUUUCCCACCACAAGACCGCUGAUCCAUACUACCUACACUUUGAUGCCUUGAGCCGCUCGAAGGACGUACUUCUCCCUCUGCUAAGCCAACUGGCUACCAAGGCCUCCAUCGCUGCCUUCAUCUCUGACAUCUUCCUUGCUUCAUGCAUGUGCGACGUCGCAGAAUCACUCUCUAUACCGAAUUACGUCCUCUACUCGUCCUCUGCAACCAUGCUUGCUUUCAGCAUCUGCUUCUCAAGCUCCGAACCAAAUGGCGACCCGAUCGAGGAAAUUCUGAUUCCGGGAGUCGGCGCCGUCCCGUCUUACUGUGUCCCACCGGCCUUAAAGAACCCCGAGCACCUCUUCACCACCGUGUUUCACAAGAACAACAGAGCUCUCAGCAGAGCAACUGGAGUUCUCCUCAACACAUUCUACAAGUUGGAGGCAGAGUCUCUACAGGCACUCAAUGGUGGGAAGCUGGCGCCGACGUCAUUGCGGCGCGUGUUUCCCAUAGGCCCGUUGGUGGGUCGAAGGCCCGCCGGCGGCGAGAGUUGUGCCCUUGUGACUGAGUGGCUGGACGAGCAGCCUGAGGGCAGGGUGCUGUAUAUCAGCUUUGGGAGUCGCACCCCUCUGGCGCCUGAACAGAUUGUGGAGCUGGCCAAUGGGCUGGAGAUGGCUGGCUGCAACUUCUUGUGGAUGCUCAAGACCAAGAUUGUGGACAAAGAGGAGAGCCAAGGGGAAGCACAGAAUGUCUUGCCUGAUGGUUUUGUGGAAAGGGUUAAGCCCAGGGGCCUGGUUGCAGACACUUGGGCGGACCAAGAAGAAGUGUUGGCCCAUCGCUCGGUCGGUGGCUUCCUUGGCCACUGUGGUUGGAGCUCUGUGGUUGAGGCAGUGUGGCAUGGGGUGCCCAUUUUUGGGUGGCCACAGGCUGCAGAUCAGUUGCUCAAUGCUAUGGUUGUGGAGAGGAGUGGACUGGGGUUCUGGGAAAGGAGUUGGAGAGGGUCUAAUGGAGGAGAGCUGAUCAAGGGCGAGGAGAUUGGCAGGCAACUGAGACUGUGGAUGGGAGACAAGCAUGUCAAGGAGCGCGCCCGGCAGCUACGGGAGGAGGCUCGGACGUCGAUCGGGGCGGCCGGAGACUCUCAUAGAACUCUUGCCGAACUCAUGGACGCAUGGAAAGCAGUUGCAUAA
Messenger RNA from Nymphaea colorata (pocket water lily), 1395 nucleotides. RefSeq names its product UDP-glycosyltransferase 708G1-like. Gene Ontology annotation, molecular function: UDP-glycosyltransferase activity. Lineage: Eukaryota; Viridiplantae; Streptophyta; Magnoliopsida; Nymphaeales; Nymphaeaceae. The transcript has a single exon. The coding region runs from base 1 to 1395 and encodes 464 amino acids. The record is from RefSeq and is a predicted model, not a curated record.